AUGGCUUAUACCACCUUUUCGCAGCCACCUGGCACGCAGCCACCCUUUCGACAGCUGUCAAACGACGCAGCACGAAAUGCAGAGAAGGCUAUGACGACAUUGGCUCGUUGGAGAGCGGCAAAGGAAACGGAGACCGGCAAACAGGAACGCCGGCCUUACCUGGCCUCGGAGUGCACCGAUCUGCCACAGUGCGAAAAGUGGCGCCUGGAGAUCAUUAGAGAAAUUUCAAAGAAAGUAGCACAGAUACAAAAUGCCGGUUUGGGCGAGUUCCGUAUCCGCGAUCUUAACGACGAGAUUAACAAGCUGCUACGCGAGAAGCGGCACUGGGAGAAUCAAAUCUCGGAUCUCGGAGGACCACACUACCGGCGCUAUGGGCCACGAAUGUUUGACGCCGAUGGACGCGAGGUACCGGGCAACCGUGGCUACAAAUACUUCGGUGCCGCUAAAGAUUUGCCGGGAGUACGAGAACUGUUUGAGCAAGAACCACCGCCACCGCCGAAGAAAACCCGUGCCGAACUGAUGAAAGACAUCGAUGCAGAUUACUACGGAUAUCGGGAUGAUGAUGACGGCGUCCUACUGCCUCUGGAGGAGAAGGCGGAAAAGGCUGCCGUACAGCGAGCGGUGGAAGAGUGGAAGCAGAACAGCGCCAAGGGUGCCGAAAGUAUCACCGAGGUAGUUGAGGACGAACCCGAUAUUUAUGGAUCAGAUGCGUACAUUACGCGUGAUGCCGAGAAAGAAGUGCGAGACGAUCCGAUGGGGCUGCUGGGACCACGGCGGUUUACUGCGCACGUUCCGGUGCCUAGCCAACAGGACAUCGAGGCCGCCCUGCUGAAAAAACGGAAGUUGGAACUGAUGAAAAAGUAUGGCAUAGAUGACGAUGAGCAAAUGUGA
Molecule: messenger RNA, 891 nt
Organism: Anopheles bellator
Lineage: Eukaryota; Metazoa; Arthropoda; Insecta; Diptera; Culicidae
Product: pre-mRNA-splicing factor ISY1 homolog
Exons: 4
Coding region: 1-891 (296 amino acids)
Biological process (GO): generation of catalytic spliceosome for second transesterification step; mRNA 3'-splice site recognition
Cellular component (GO): Prp19 complex; catalytic step 2 spliceosome; post-mRNA release spliceosomal complex
Source: RefSeq, a predicted model, not a curated record